CGCACCACCCAAGCAUGUGGACGGCAGGCGACGAAAACAUCAACAGCCCAAUCUACGUACAACAAUGUUCCAGUCGCCUGCAAAGAGGAGGAGGUUGUCCGAUGAUGAAGAUUAUGAAAGAGCAGCUGAUACCAUCACAAACAAUAACGGCCUGAAAACAGCAAGUCCGACCCGACCAUCAUACUUGUCUCCCACGAAAAGCUCCCUGUCACGAUCAUAUCCACACCUCAUCGAACGGUCUCCUCGUCGUGCCCUAACAGGACUAAAGGGGAGAAGUUUAAGGGAUGAGAUUCUACAAAACAAACAAACCAACACCGACGUGCCUGAGUCUGAGAAGGUCCCUCGACCCAUCGACUCCGUGGGUCGCCCUGUGGAAGGGACAGUCCAAGAUCAAGUUGCAGAGGCUGCUGGAAAGGAGGCAGAGAGGACAGACUCGGGCACAAGGCCCAGUCCAAAGCCCCCAUCACCGUACAAAAGUCCUCAAUCACGAUCAACAAAGCAACGACCUUCGAGAGUGAAUGGAUCCCAGAGAGCAAGUCACUUCGGCCAGGACGGUCUCCCUCCGCCUAUUAUAAUGCCCUCUCUUGUACGCCGAACAAGUUCCAAUUCCCAGUCGGCAAGUCGCCCCGCAAGCAAUGAGCCAGAACUGCCUCCGACCCCAGUGCAGUUGGGAUUAGACCCUGCACCCGACAGACCUCGAGGUCUAUCGUCUAGCAGUCCGAGAAGUUCAAAGUCCGGCAGUGGGAGGUUUAGUAGGACAACACGAUCUCAGCACCUAUCCACUAGUAGCCCUUUGAAACCGAAAGCACGUGCACCACCGCCAAAAGCUAUGGAACCUUUGGCAAGCUUGAGGGAUGAGGGCGAUGAGGCUUCUGAGAGCGAGCUUGAGCCCUCAGCAGAUGAAGCCACCGAAGAGGUACCACCAGAGCUGCAAGAGAAGAAGUCGUCUCUCCGCUCCUUGAAAGAUGAAUUGAACAGAGUGAAGAAGGAGGUUGGAAAAUUGGAAAAUGUCAUUGGCCGCGAGCAGCCUGGCGAUGACUGCCUGACGCUUUUACAGAGCCUUACUUCAGACAACGGCAAAACUCUCCCAACAAAUACUGAGGCUUGGCCGACUCCGUAUCAUCUGACCUUGUUUGCACCGGGCAAUCUACAGCUCAAGAACACCACGGAGGUAUUCAGUCGUGAUGGCCGACCAAAGCUCCUUCACAACUUGACUGCUUCGGUGCCGCCUCCUUGGCUUCCCAACACCUUUGCUUGCACGUUCAAUGUGGUUGUGGAUGCUGAGAUGGGUCACGUAGAAAAUGUGCGCAUGGAGGAUGUCUUGCGAGACCAUAAUCAAGCUUCAAAAGCCCCCAGACGUGGAGUCUUCAAGUGGGCCGAGCAACGCUUACAACCCGGACCUGAUCGUCUCAGCAUACACCGGCUUGAUCUAGCAGGUAUAAUCUGGGGAAUGGGCAAAUGGUUCUCUGCCACGAUUGAACGUGCAAAAAUCUUUCGUCAACUGGAUUUACAAUACGUCAAGCUUUCUACAGCCAAAGAUGACAAUCUCUCAGAUGGGGACGAGCCUUUGAAACCAGAAAUGGCGGUCGAGCUCUCUCCGUACCUCGAACUCACACAGCUCGAGAUGUCUGCUCAGAUCCCGACUUCCAAGAAGAGCGACGUAUCGUCUGCGGUGAAAAUCAUGUUGGUGUGGCAACUCGACCUUGACUGGACCGGAGAGGCCAUCUCUGACGUCUCGCUGACAUUCAGCGGUGUGUCGACCAAGGCGGAGAAAGGUUUCAAAGAUGUGUUUGCUACUUUGUACCCUUCCAAAGGUGUCCUGAAUGCUUUUGAAAGUGUCUGGGAACUGAUUCAUGCGGAUGGAGAUGAUGAAGGAAACCCUGAAGGGAAAACCAAAGGCAAGCGGAAACGGGUCUGAAUUGUUGGCCAGAAUCAGUACAGAUGUGCUAUGAUGUAUGAGC
Exophiala oligosperma is the source of this 1961-nucleotide messenger RNA. RefSeq lists its product as uncharacterized. NCBI's taxonomy places the organism in Eukaryota, Fungi, Ascomycota, Eurotiomycetes, Chaetothyriales, Herpotrichiellaceae. Bases 65 to 1918 code for a protein of 617 amino acids. The transcript has a single exon. The record is from RefSeq and is a predicted model, not a curated record.